Messenger RNA from Racocetra fulgida, 315 nucleotides. The record is from the annotation of a GenBank genome assembly. NCBI's taxonomy places the organism in Eukaryota, Fungi, Glomeromycota, Glomeromycetes, Diversisporales, Gigasporaceae.
GAAACUGAACGUUUGAUACAAGAGCCUGCACCUGGCAUAAGUGCUAAACCUCACGAAGAAAAUCUCCGUUAUUUUGAUGUCAUCAUUGCCGGACCGAGCCAGUCUCCUUUUGAAGUUAUUUUUACCCGAAGAGUAUCCAAUGGCACCACCCAAGACAAGUGGUCGCCGGCUCUUCAAAUUCGUACAGUACUUCUCUCAAUACAGGCUCUUUUGUCGGCUCCCAAUCCAGAUGAUCCAUUAGCAAAUGAUGUUGCACAACACUGGAAAGAAAAUGAAAAAGCCGCCAUUGCUACAGGUGACAUUUUUCUUCAUUAA